AUGCCUUUGGGAAAUGGAGCCGCCGGAGCACCGCGCAAACAUGGCGCCCCGCGGCUGCCGCUGCCGGGCUGGUGCCUGCUCUGCUCGCUGCUGUGCGGGGGGCUCGCCGCGACCCCGGCCCCCGCCUGCCGGCCCUGCGCCCCGGGCUGUGCCUGCGCCGCGCCCGCCUGCGCCCUCAACUGCUCGGCCCGCGUCGGGGAGAGCCCGGGGGCCGCCGUGCCCCCCGCCGCCACCGCGCUGAAUCUUUCCAAUAGCAGGAUCAGUGGUUUAGAUGUUGAGCUAUUCAGAAGCCUGACUUCUCUGGCAAAGCUAGAUAUAAGCCACAACCAGAUUUCUACAUUAGAAGAUGGAAUAUUUGAUAAUUUAUUUAAUUUAAGUGAAAUAAACUUAAGUUGGAAUCCAUUUGUUUGUGACUGCAAGCUGUCCUGGCUGCCCCGCUGGGUGGAAGACAGGAGAGUGAGAGUCCUUGAGGCAUCAGACACGAGAUGUGCCCACCCCCCCGAGGUGGCCAACCUGUCCCUGUUCGAUGUGCUGGUCCUCAAUGCCUCCUGUGGAGCUCAGUACAUCACGUGCCUGACAGGAAACGACACCGAAGAAGCUGAGCUUGUCAUCCUCUUCACGUCUGUGCACCCUGGGAACCUCACUGAGGAGACCUGCAGUGCCCUGUGUUACUCCCAGGACCAGGAGUACGGGGCUUUCAGCCCCCAGGGGCAGUGUCUGUGUGGAACUGCCCACGGAACGAACUCUUCCUCCGGCUGUUUGCCGUUUUGCACUGAGCAUGUGUCUGGGCAGGGCUGUGGUGGCCCCUCGCUCGUCCCCUCGCCCUUCCAGGCCCAGCUGCCUGUGUCUCUCACGGGCCUGCAGCCCCGCUACAGCCUGCAGCAGCCCGUGCUCCUCAAUGUCAGUAUUCCCAUCGCUGCCAGCACUUUACUGUGGGACUUUGGGGACCGCAGCGAGGUUCUCAACACCACUGCGCACUCGGCCGUGCACAGCUACGCCUUGCCCGGCCGCUACAACGUCACCGCCACGCUCCUGCUGGGCUCCAGGCUCCUGCAGGAGCAGGCAGAGGUGGAGGUGGUGGCUCCACCCCAGCAGCUGGAGCUGCUGUGUCCUUCCCUGGUGGUGGCCAACGAGAGCCUGGACAUCCGGAUCCGCAACAGAGGAGGCACGGGGCUGGCUGUGCUCUACGGGAUCACUGCGGGGCCUGGAGAGCUGGCGAGGGCAGUUCACCCCAUGUGCCCCCCUGAGGGGCUGGUUUUCCCGGGGAACAACCACUGCUACCAGCUGGUGGUGGAGAAGGCGGAGUGGCUGGAGGCGCAGCGGCACUGCCAGGAGCUGGGCAACGGGGACCUGGCCUUUGUCAGCAGCCCCGACAUCCAGAGCUUCCUGGUUGCUCAUGUCAUCAGGAGCCUGGAUGUCUGGAUCGGAUUCAAUGAUUUUGCAAGCCCUGGAGCGCAGCAGAGAGGGGAAGGAUUCAAUCUGGAGAGCUGUCAGAACUGGCUGCCUGGAGAGCCCCAUCCCUCCAACGCCGACCACUGCGUGCGCAUGGGCCCCACGGGCCAGUGCAACACCGACCUGUGCAUGGCCAAGCACAGCUAUGUCUGCGAGUACAAGCCACCAGGAGUUCUCCUCAACGCCGAGAACUUCUUUGAGGGGGACGCAGCGCUGGCGCCACGGGAGGCCCUGAGGAACGUGAGCGAGGCCGCGGCAGCAGAGCCGUGGCAGGCUGAGGAGGUGCUGGAGUUCCCAGAGCUGCCCUUCAGGCACCACGGCUUCCUCACUGCCCUGGAGUUCGCGGCGCAGGAGCUGCACCAGCCCGUCCAAGUGAGGUUCCAGCUGCACAGACUGCUGGAUGGAGAAGACUACCAGGAGGAAAACAAUGCCACAGAACCAUUCCCCAGUGCUCAGGAUGAUGGGAACUGGACCCUGCUGGAGUGUCCCCCUGGUUUCCAGUGGUGUCCUUUGACAGACCUGUGCUCAUCCCACAACAGCUGCUGCAAUGGGAGCGAGUGUGCCAACAGCUCCUUUGGCAGCAGCCCUGCCCCUGGGUCCCUGCAGCCCAACACCAGCCAGCCCAGCUAUGAGCUGCUCAAGGAGUUCCUCUUUAUGGUGCCAGCUGGGCCCUCUUCCCAGUACCAGGUCCCGUUCAGCAAUGAGAACAUCUUUGUCAGGCCUGGGGACGUUUUCAGCAUCCAGCACAGCGCCGCCCCGGGCUCGUUCCUGCAGUGCCAGCGCAGUGCCAGCUCCGUGGCCGGCAGGAACUCCUCGGGGUGGGCCCUGGGGCCGUCCCCCAGCCCCGUGGGUGCCCCCAGGGCCGGCAGCACGGCGUGCUCCGUGCGUGUGCGCUACGCCGAGGAGCAGCUGGUGCCGGUGCUGAGCCCCGGGAACGCGGGGCUGGAGCAGCCCGGGCACUACAGGCUCCGUGCCAGCGUGGACAACGGGCUCUUCCGUGCCAACCUGUCCUGCUCCUUCCGCGUGGCCUCGCGCGUGUCCGGCCUGCGCGUGCUGCACCCGGCCCCGCUGGGCUCCAGGGUGUACCUGCCCACCAACCACACCUGGCUGCUGCUCAGGCUGUCCUCGGGGACCAACGCCACGGCCAGCUGCCUGGGGGACGGCUGCAGCAGCGUGCCCUUCGUGGCCACCUGCCCCGCGGCCGUGGCCGCGCUCUGCGCCAGGGACAACAACGACACCUGGUUUGCUGUGCUGCAGCUGGGCGGCCUCGGCGAGGGCCUCAGCACCCACGUGCUGGUGGCAGAGAACGCCGUGAGCUCGCAGAACAUCACGGUCACCGUCAAGGUGGAGGAGCCCAUCCGCGGGCUGAGGGCCACCCCCGACCCCGAGAGCAGAGUGCUGCUGAACACGAGGGUGAGCUACAUCCCUGUGAUGGAGGCUGGCUCAGAUGUGACUUUCCGAUGGACAGUAGAUGAUAAGCCAUCUUUCACUUUUUACAAUGUUGUCUUCAACGUUAUCUACCAAAGCCCAGCUGUGUACAAGCUCUCGCUCACCGCCUCCAACCACGUCAGCAACUUCACAGUCAACUACAACGUGACGGUGGAGAUGAUGAACAGGAUGAGGAACCUGACGGUGGUGGGGGCCCUGCCCGUGGUGCCCCAGAACAGCAGCGUGGAGUUCAGCGCCCGCGUUCACGUGGACUCGGCUGUGGAGGCUCUGUUCCUGUGGGAUUUUGGAGAUGGUGUCCAGGAGACAUACCUGUUCAAACCUCCCUACAACAAGUCUUUCCUUGUUCCUGAUCCCAGUGUCCAUGAGGUUGUCAUUGAGCACAACGUUUCACACAUCUACCAAGACCCAGGAGAAUACGCCCUGAUGGUUGUUGUGUCCAACCAGUACGAGAACCUCACCCACCUGAGCGCAGUGCAGGUUCACAGCCCCCUGGUUGCCGUGCAGGUGGAGGCAGAGCAGGAUGUUCUGGUGGUGGGCCGGCCGGUCACCUUCCGAGCCACCGCCCUGCCGUCCCCGUACGGCGUGGUGUACACCUGGGACUUUGGGGACAGCUCCUCGCUGCUCACAGAGCCCCAGCCCACAGCCACCCACAGCUACCCCCGCCGAGGGGUCUACAACGUCACCGUGACAGCCAACAACACCGUGAGCAGCGUGGGCGCCGUGGAGUGCUACCAGGUGUUCGAGGAGAUAACGGGGCUGCGCGUUUCCGCUGACGAGGCUGCAGAGCAGGGGGCACCUGUCACCAUCAACGCCUCCGUGCACACUGGGGACAGCAUCACUUGGAUAUUCGACAUGGGCGACGGGACAGUGCUGAGGAGUCAGGUGCCAGUGGUGGAACAUGUGUACAUAAAGGACAUCAACUGCACCGUGAACGUGACAGCCGUGAAUCCUGUGAACUCCGUCUCCCAGGCGGUUCCUGUCCGGAUAUUUGUCCUGGAAAUACUCAAAAUAGAGCCUACUUCUUGCAUCCUGGAGCACCCCGACGUGCAGCUCACCGCCUACGUGACGGGGAAUCCUGAGGAGUACAUCUUUGACUGGACUUUUGGGGACGGCUCCUCCAAUGUCACGGUCAGCGGGGACCCUGUGGUGAUGCACAACUUCACCCGGAGCGGGACGUUCCCGCUCACCCUGACCCUCUCCAGCAGCUUUAACAAGGCUAACUACUUCACCAGCGUCUGUGUGGAGCCAGAGAUCCUCAACGUCACCCUCCUGCCCUCCAAACGCUUUGUGAGGCUCGGGGAAGAGACCUCCUUCCAGGUCAGUGCUGUGCCUCCCUACCAGUACCGCUACCGCUGGGAUUUCGGCAACAACGAGUCCACCAGGUCCAGUGGCACUGAGGUGACCUACACCUACAAGAACACAGGGGUCUUCCUGGUCACGGUGACCGUCUCCAACAAUGUCUCUUUCAACAAUGACACGGCCUUUGUGGAGGUCCAGGAGCCGGUUGGGGUAGCAAAGAUUGAGUAUAACGGGACCGAUGUUCUGGAGCUGAACCAGAUCUACCUGUUCUCUGCCAGCAUGAAUGGGACCAAAGUGAGUUACUGCUGGGACUUUGGGGAUGGCACUGUCCAGCCUGGGCAGGUGGCCACCCACUCCUACAACAGCACAGGGCACUACAGCAUCACAGUGAUGGGGCAGAAUGACGUGAGCUCCAACGAGACCACCAUUGAUGUCACGGUGAAGCGGCGGCUCUUUGGCCUGACCGUCAAUGCCAGCAGGACAGUGGUGCCACUGAAUGGCUCGGUGAGCUUUGUGGCCACCCUGGUGGCUGGCACUGCCAUCCGCUACUCGUGGAUCCUCUGUGACCGCUGUACUCCCAUCCAGGGCUCCUCCACCAUUUCCUACACCUUCCGCUCCGUGGGCACCUUCAACGUCAUUGUCACGGCCGAGAACAAGAUCAGCUCGCUGCAGGACAGCAUCUUUGUCUACGUCCUGGAGCAGAUUGAGGGCCUGCAGGUGGCCAGCACUGACCUGGUGGAGGACUUGUAUUUCCCAACCAACAAAACACUGCAUUUGCAGGCCGUGGUGAGAGAGGGCACAAACAUUUCCUACAGCUGGAUGGUCCAAAGGGAUGGCAGUGCUGUGCAGACCUUCACUGGGAAAACCUUCCUCUUGAGCAUCCUGGAAGCUGGGAACUACACUGUCUACCUGAAGGCCACCAACAUGCUGGGCUGUGCCACUGCUAACAGGACACUGGAGUUCAUUGAAAGCCUUGGUGUCCUAAAGCCCUAUGCCUUCCCCAACCCAGCUGCUGUUAAUGCCUCUGUGAACAUCAGUGCCACCAUAACCAGUGGCACUGGCGUCAUGUACGUGUGGUACCUGGAGGAUGGCUCCUCUCCUGUCACCUCUGAACCCUUUAUUAUACACUCCUUCCAAAGCCCUGGGAUGAUUGAGGUCAUUGUGGGAGCAGAAAACAAGCUGAAUUCAACCAAUGCCACUGUUUCUGUGUGUGUGGAGGAGGCCAUCGAGGGGCUGAGUAUAGGGACAGCAGAGCUGGACUGUAGGUAUGUCUCCUCAGGCUCCACGGUGGUGUUUGAGGGGGAGCUGCAGAGGGGCACUGAAGUGACCUGGCUGUGGGAGGUGCCAAAUGGCACACUGAGUGGCCAGUCCGUGGCAGUCACCUUCCCCACGGCGGGGUGGUACACGGUCCACCUGAACGCCUCCAACGACAUCAGCUGGGCUCUGGCCAGCAGGAACAUCUCCGUGCUGGACAGGAUUCAAGGUCUGGAAGUCGUCGCCAGCAAGAAGGUGGUGGAGCCAGGAGAGCAGGUCACCUUUGAGAUCAGGAUGCUGUCAGGUACCUCUGUGAACUACCUGGUGAGCAUUAGUGGGGACUACUCCGUGGUGCUCAACAGCUCCAGGUACAGCCACGAGUUCACCAAGAGCGGCGAUUACCUGGUGACCGUGACCGUGCAGAACCAGAUCAGCAUCGCCCACGCCCAGGUGCUCAUCUCUGUCCUGGAGCCCAUCCAGGGCGUCAGGCUGCUGAACUGCUGCGAGGAGGGCAUUGCCACGGGCACGGAGAAGAGCUUCAGUGCCCGCGUGGGCAGCGGCUCCCGCGUGUCCUUCUCCUGGCAGUUCUGCCUGUGGAAGGAGCGAGGCCGCUCCGUGGUUGCUGCGUCAGGAGACAGAGUGUCCUAUGCUCCAGAAGCUGCAGGGCUGCUGGAGAUCCACCUCACUGCCUUCAACGAUCUGGGAAGUGUCAACAUCACCAGAACCAUCCAGGUGCAGGACCCCAUAGUGCAGGUGUCCCUCAGUGCCACCAAUGCCUUUGUCAACAGGACGGCGCUGUUUGAAGCCGUGGUGCUGCCCAGCAGCAGGAGCGUUGAGUUCUUGUGGAGCUUUGGGGAUGGCUCUUCCACUCAAACCACCAGGGUUGCAGUGGCCAACUAUUCCUACCUGAGCCCCGGGGAUUACCUGGUGGAGGUGAAUGCCACCAAUCUCAUCAGCUUCUUCAUAGCCCAGCUCACUGUCACCGUCAAAGUCCUGGAGUGCGAGGAGCCCGAGGUGGAGCUGGCCCUGCCACCACAGGUGGUUAUGAAGAGAUCCCAGAGGAACUACCUGGAGGCACAGAUUGACCUCCGAGGGUGCUUCAAGUACCAGACAGAGCACCUGUGGGAGAUCUACCGAGCGCCCAGCUGCAUGAACCUGGAUGACUCCAGCAGGAUCCGGCUGCCCAACGUCGACGUGAACAGGCCCCAGCUGGUCAUCCCAAAGCUCGGCCUGGAAGUUGGGAACUACUGCUUCAUGUUUAUUGUCUCCUUUGGAGACACCCCGCUGUCCAAAAGCAUCUUUGCCAACGUGACUGUGAUCCCGAGCAAGCUGGUCCCAAUCAUUGAUGGGGGCUCGUACCGUGUAUGGUCCAACACCCAGGACUUAAUCCUGGAUGGGGAGAAAUCCUAUGACCCGAACCUGGAUGAUGGGGAACAGACCCCCUUGUUGUAUGAAUGGUCCUGCACAUCCUCCUCCAAGAGCUCGGCUGCAGGGUGCUCUCUGAAUUUCAGUGCCAAGGAAGGAAUUGUCACAAUUUCCAAAGCUCUAUUAGAGGCAGAUGUGGAGUACACGUUCGACCUCACCGUCAGGAAGGAAGGGAUGAGUCCCGAGGCCACCAACCAAACCGUGUUCAUCAAGAGGGGAGGAGUCCCCAUUGUGUCCCUGGAGUGCGUUUCCUGCAAGGCUCAGUCUGUCUACGAGGUCAGCAAGAGCUCCUACGUGUACCUGGAGGGCACCUGCCAGAACUGUCACAACGACUCCAAGCUUGGGAGGUGGGCAGCUCACAGCUUCAAGAACAAGUCCCUCAUCCUGGACAGAACAACCACGUCCACCGGCGACACGGGCAUGAAUCUGGUGCUGAGGCCAGGAGCCCUGCGGGACGGCGAGGGCUACACCUUCACCCUGCACAUCACAGACCUCACCACGGGGGAGGAGGGCUUCGCCUCCAUCGACCUGCUGCCCAACCAGCCCCCCGUGGGGGGCUCCUGCCGCCUGUCCCCCGAGGGGCCCCUGCGGGCGCUGGAGACCAAGGUGCACUUCGAGUGUGCAGGCUGGCGGGACACGGAGGACGCGCAGGCCCCGCUGGUGUUCACGCUGCUGGCAUCGCGCCGCCGGCCCGGGCACUGGCAGGAGCUGUGCGUGUACAAGGGCAGCCGCGCCGAGCACGGCGCCUUCCUGCCCCCCGGCUUCCACGAGAGCGGCUUCCAGGUGUCCGUGGCCGUGCUGGUGCAGGACCAGCUGGGAGCCACCGUGGUGGCCGUCAACCGCUCCAUGGAAAUCGGCCUCCCCGAGGGCUUCCCCAGCCUCUCCCACUGGCUCUACAACCAGACUGACACCGUGCUCCAGGGCUUGGUGAAACAAGGGGACCCUCAGCAGGUCAUCGAGUACUCCCUGGCCCUCAUCACCAUCUUAAAUGAGUACGAGCGGUCGGAGCUGCUGGAGCCCGAGGCUGGGCAGGAGCUGGAGCUGCGCACCUGGACCCGCAACACCAUCACGGAGACGCUCAACGCGCUCAAGGUCAACACGGUGGAUGACAUCCAGCAGAUCUCAGCUGCCCUGGCCCAGUGCACGGUGGUGAGCAAGGAGCUGGUGUGCAAGUCGUGCCUGACAAGGACCCUGAACAAGCUGGAGACCAUGAUGACCAUUCUGCAGGGGGAGACCACGCAGGGCACGGUGACCCCGACCGGCAUCGCCGACAACAUCCUCAACAUCACAGGUGACCUGAUCCACCUUGUCAAUACAGUUUCACAAGAAUCCAAGCCCCAGGAGCUGCUGGCUGAUUCUCACAAUUUGCUGCUGGCUCCCAAAGCCUACAACCUGUCCUCCAGCCUGAUGCGGAUCCUGAUGAAAUCCCGGGUGCUGAACGAAGAGCCCCUCGAGCUGGUGGGAGGAGAAAUUAAGGCCACAGGCAAGAGGUCUGACCCCUUUAACCUGCUGUGCUACGAAAACACACCAAACUGCCAGUUCUCCAUCCCCCAGGCCUUCAACUCCACCCUUUCCAACCUGACGGAUGUCAUCCAAGUCAUGUUCCAGGUGGACUCCAAUCCCUUCCCCUUUGGCUACAUCAGCAACUACACCGUGUCCACCAAGGUGGCCUCCAUGGAGUUCCAGACACACAACGGGGUGCAGAUCCCCAUCGGGAGCCUGGACUCUGAGAAAGCCAUCACUGUGAUGGUCUCAAACAGCACAGAGCCCGACAAUCUCGUGGCUGGCACUGAGGUCAUCGAGGCGAGAUCGUCCGUGAACCUGAUUGUGAUCAUGGAGAGCAACAACAGGGAAGCAGGACUGCACUUUCAGCUCACCUACAGAGUCCUCAAUGAGCAUUACCUGGCCAGUGAGCCCGAGCCCUUCAUCAUGGCCUAUCUCCAUCACGAGCCCGAGCCCAACGAGCACAACUGCUCUGCCUCCAAGAGAAUCAGCCUGGACGCCCUGGCUGGAAGUGACCACAAGCUCUACACCUUCUUCACCUCACCCAGAACGGAUGACCCCAUCCAGAAAUACUACCUGAACAUCACCAACCACUUCAGCUGGUCGGCAGUGGAGGUGACCCUGGGGCUGUACACGUCCCUGUGCCAGUACUUCAGCGAGCAGGAGAAGCGCUGGAAGACAGAAGGAAUUGUCCCCCUGGAGGAGACCAGGCCAGACCAGGCCGUGUGCUUGACCCAGCACCUCACAGCCUUCGGGGCCAGCCUGUUUGUGCCCCCAAACUCUGUCCAGUUCAUCUUUCCCGCUCCAGGCCCGGGGCUGAACUACAUCGUGCUGCUGACGUGCGCCGUGUGCUUUGUCACCUACUCGGUGGCCGCGCUGAUCGUGCACAAGCUGGACAUGAUCGACCUGCACCGCGUGGGGGUGAUCCCCUUCUGCGGCAAGAACGGGAUGUACAAAUACGAGAUCCUGGUGAAAACGGGCUGGGGCAGAGGCUCAGGUACCACGGCCCACGUGGGCAUCGCCCUCUACGGGGUGGACAACAAGAGUGGGCACAGACACCUGGAUGGGGACAAUGCCUUCCACCGCAACAGCCUGGACGUGUUCCAGAUCGCCACGGAGCGCAGCCUGGGCAGCGUCUGCCGCAUCCGCAUCUGGCACGACAACAAAGGCCUGAGCCCCUCGUGGUACCUGCAGCACGUCAUCGUGCGGGACCUGCAGAGCAGCAAGAGCUAUUUCUUCUUGGUGAACGACUGGCUGUCAGUGGAGAGCGAGGACAACGAUGGCCUGGUGGAGAGGGAGGUGUUUGCUGCCAGUGAGAGCGAGCUGAGGAGCUUCUGGCGGAUCUUCGUGGCGGAGCUGCAGCGUGGCUUCUUUGAGAAGCACGUGUGGCUGUCCCUGUGGGACCGCCCGCCCCGCUCCCGCUUCACCCGCGUCCAGAGGGCCACCUGCUGCUGCCUCCUCAUCUUCCUCUUCCUCUGCGCCAACGCCGUGUGGUACGGCGUGGUGGGCAGCGUCCACUUCAGCAACGUGGCCGUGUCCAGCCUGCUCCCUGUCAGCGUGGACACGGUGGCUGUGGGCCUGGUGUCCAGCGUGGUGGUGUACCCUCUCUAUCUGCUCAUUCUCUUUCUGUUCCGGAUGGCUCGUGGCAAGGUCUCCAUCAGCCACACCGUGACCCACUCAGACCAGCAGUCCCUGGAGAUCGACAACUACCUGGACUCCUCAAUCCUUGACAGCUCCUUCCCCACCUUCCCCGGGCUCCAGGCAGAGGCCUUCUCUGAGCAAACCAAAACAGAUCUGUUCCUGGAGGACUCCAAGAGCCUGGUGCCCUGGCCCUCCAGCGAGGCCCUGCUCAGCUGGCCAGACCUGCUGAGUGACCCCUCCAUCAUGGGCAACACCAUCCAGAGGCUGAAGAGAGGCCGGGCCAGCCGCCACCUGGGGCUGGAGGCGCCCCUGGCCCCCGAGGAGGACACCCUGUCCCUGGGCAUCCACCACCAGGGCCAGCCCCGCUACUUCUCAGCCUCAGAUGAGGAUCUGAUCCGGCAGAUCCUGGCAGAAGGAGCCAGCGGCAUCUCCCAGGACCUGGGGCCGUACAUGAGGGCAGAAACAGAUCUGAUCUCAGGCCUGUCCAGCGUGUUUGGGGAGAAGGUGGAGGCUGUCAUGAUGCAGAGGCUGAACGACAAAGGGCAGAGCGUGGCACCUCCUGCCAGGGAAGUGAGCAGAUCAGCCAAGUCCACCUGGACAGUUGCAGAGCAGACGUUCAGGAAGCGCCUGCUCCCUCCCUGGUGCUCCCUGCUGGCUCAUGGCAUCAGCCUCCUGCUCCUGGCCGCCGCCGCGGGCGUCUCCGUGUGGAUCGGGGUGGGCUUCUCCUCCAGCGUGGCCCUCAUGUGGCUCAUCUCAGGGAUAUUCAGCUUUCUGGCAUCGUUCCUGCUCUGGGAGCCCCUGAAGGUGCUGCUGGAAGCCCUCUAUUUCUCCCUGGUUGCCAAGAGGCUGCACCCAGAGGAGGAUGACACCUUGGUGGAGCAGCCCUGCGUGGAGCACGUGUCCGAGAGGAUCAGCAAGGUCCGGCCCCCGCAGGGAUUUGCCCUCUUCCAGGCCAAGGAGGAGGCCAGGAAGGUCAAGCUGCUGCACAGGAUGCUCAAGAAUUUCCUCAUCUACAUGAUGUUCUUGCUGGUGGUCCUGCUCACCAACUACGGGGACGCCUCCCGCACCAGCCGGGCCUUCCUCCUGCAGAGCUCCAUCAAGCAGCAGCUGGGCAGCAACGACUUCCUGCUCAUCAAGAGGUCGGAUCAGUUCUGGGUGUGGAUGUCCCAGGUGUUCCUCCCUUACCUGUACAACAAUGGCUCUGGCCAGGAGAGCCACAGCACCACGCUGGGGACGGCCCGGCUGCGGCAGCUGCGCCUGCACGGAGCUGAGUGCCAGCAGAGUGCCCAGGACAUCCUGCAGGGCAUGGGCAGUGCCCAGAGGAGCUGCACUGACCAGCACAGCUUUGCCACUGCUGACUAUGGCGUGGGCUGGGAGAGCCCAGCCGGGAACGGGACGGCAGCGUGGGCACACUCAGCGCCCGACCUGGCAGGGAUCUGGUACUGGGGCUACAUCUCCUUCUACGACAGCAGUGGCUACGUGCAGGAGCUGGGCCCUUCCCUGGAGGAGAGCCGGGCUCAGCUGGAGUUCCUGCAGCAGCACACGUGGAUCGACAACAUGAGCCGGGCAGUGUUUGUGGAGCUGCUGCAGUACAACCCCAGCGUGGACCUGCACGUGGCCCUGACGCUGCGCCUGGAGUUCCCUGGGGCCGGCCAGGCCAUCGCCGCUGUCACCAUCAGCCCCUUCCCCCUGCUGCGCCUCAGCACGGGGGUCACCCUGCAGCUGCUCAUGAUGGUGUUCCUCAUGCUGUUUGUGGUUUACUUCGUGGUGUCAGAGUGUCUGGCCAUCAAGAAGGAAGGCAGAGCCUACUUCACCCUGUGGGGCAACUACAGCCAGUGGCUCUUCAUCCUGCUCACCACGUGCACGGUGCUGGUGCACCUCAGCCAGGCCACCCUGGCUGACCAGCAGUGGCUCAGGUACCUCAGCAACCGCAGGGGCUUCACCAACUUCUACCAGGUGGCCUUCCUCAGCUCUGUCUUCAGCAGCCUGGCCGCGUCCCUCCUCUUCCUCCUGACCGUGCAGGCUGCCCAGCAGCUGCGCUUUGUCCGGCAGUGGUCAGUGUUUGGGAAGACCUUCCAGAAGUCCGUGAAGGAGCUGAUGGCUGCAGGGGUGGCCUUCGCCCUCCUCCUCCUGGCCUACGCCCAGCUCGGCUUCCUGCUCUUCUCCUCCUCCUCCGAGUCCUUCCGCAGCGUGGGCAGCAGCCUCCUGCUGCUGCUGGCCCUGCUGAGGGGCAGCGCCAGCCUGCGGCCCUGCCUGCCCGAGGCCUCGGGGCUCUACUGCCUCUUCUGCACCUCCUACGUGGUGCUGGAGGCGUGGGUCGUGCUGCGGCUGCUGGCGGUGGUGCUGAUCCACAGCUACCGCGAGAUGCACUUCGAGCUCUACCGGCCCGCCUUCGAGCCCCAGGACUAUGAGAUGGUCGAGCUGUUCAUGCGCAGGCUCAAGAUGUGGAUGGGCUUCAGCAAAGCCAAGGAGUUCCGGCACAAGGUGAGGUUCGAGGGGAUGGAGCCGCUGCCCUCGCGAGACUCCAGCGACUCCAAGUCCUUCCGUGGCCCCACUCCCAGCGCCGCCUCCGACAGCUCCAGGACCUCCACGUCCUCCAGCCAGCUGGACGGGCUGAGCCUGGUGCUGAGCGCCCGCGACAGCCUGGAGGUGGACGCCGACAUCCAGCGGCUCCUCUCGCUCUUCGAGAUGCUGCUGGUGCAGUUCGACCGCGUCAACCAGGUGACGGAGGACGUGUCCCGCAUCGAGCACCUGCUCGAGUUCUCCCGCAGCCGCCGCGCCCGCAGGAGGCACCGCGGGCCCGAGGGGGGCCCGGAGCAGGGCCCGUCCCCGGAGGCGCCGGGCACGGAGCCGCUGUCGCCGCGCUGUGGCGGGGCCGUGCCCGUGCCUGUGCCCGUGCCCGGGCGGCUGCUGCGGGCCAGCCGCGGGGUCAGCGCGGCCGCGGGCACGGCGGGCAAGCCCUGCACGGCCAGGAGGAAACGGCCCCUGCGGGCCAAGAACCGGGUGCACCCCACGGUCAAGUAA
Messenger RNA from Melospiza georgiana, 13047 nucleotides. It is a transcript of the gene PKD1, whose product is annotated as polycystin 1, transient receptor potential channel interacting. Gene Ontology annotation, cellular component: membrane. Gene Ontology annotation, molecular function: protein binding. Bases 1 to 13047 code for a protein of 4348 amino acids. The transcript has 46 exons. Gene Ontology annotation, biological process: kidney development. The record is from RefSeq and is a predicted model, not a curated record. NCBI's taxonomy places the organism in Eukaryota, Metazoa, Chordata, Aves, Passeriformes, Passerellidae.